Dreissena polymorpha is the source of this 1094-nucleotide messenger RNA. RefSeq lists its product as uncharacterized. The coding region runs from base 122 to 652 and encodes 176 amino acids. The transcript has 4 exons. Lineage: Eukaryota; Metazoa; Mollusca; Bivalvia; Myida; Dreissenidae. The record is from RefSeq and is a predicted model, not a curated record.
CCUAAAUUAAAAAUAAAUACGCCGAUAACGAUGUGAUAAGAACCCCAUUGAACAGUUCACUCAGAUAUCCCAUCAACAUAUUUGGUUAUCGUAGUCAAACUACGCCAUACCACGUAACAUUAUGGAGAACAAAUUUGGAUGUUUAUGUAUGCUUCUUUUUGUGUCGGUAGUAUGGCAAGAUGUCUCAGCAAACAACUCCACCGGCGGUCUACGCUGUUACUCGUGCUUUGCAACCGGCGGCCACAACGAAUGUGAAGACUACAACACGUUUAAGAAAGCCAUGAGCGGAAAAGGAAACCCGGGUGUUAAAAAGAACUGUACAGAGCCAUUUGAUAAUGUGUGCAUCAUAGAGACCUUUGCAAUACUCGGUGCGACAGUGUCUCAUAUCAGAGACUGCAGUGACGGUCAUCAGUUCUCAUUUACAUCGUCAUUACAAAAUAACAGGAGUGCUUAUGAUCGCCUUUAUCGACUGCAACCCAACAACGAGACGGCUUGUGUGUGGGACGGGCAAAACCAAGUUUGUCUAACAAAGUGUAACACUGACUUUUGUAAUGGUCCAGUUCUGGAUGAAGUGAACGGCGCUUUUGUUGCCCCGGCGAUUACGUUGGGCGCUUUGUUGUCCACGGUUGCCGUUACUCUUAUGUUAAAUUAACAUUUCGUAUUUAUUUCUAAUGUAUCAUAUUUAGACGUACUCAAAAGUUUUGAAAUAGGAACAAAUUUACAAACCGUCCCUCAGGAUAUCUGAUUAUCGAAUAUACACAUAUUACGAAUAUGUCUUAAUUCUCUAUGAUGCAUGUGAUGAAAGGUUCGUGGUAUUCACUCUACAUACGAUAUAUAUUUUACACAUAAAAUGGCGCAAACAAGAUUUAAAAAAAACCUAUGUGCAUUAUAGAGCUUUUAAGUUUUGCGUUUAACCGCAACGAGUGAGACCAUAAUGAUUUUUAGUCUCAUUUGUAAUAUAACAACAUGUGUAAAGAUAUUUACUUAAAAUAUAUUACAAUUGAAAUUUCUUUUAUACCUAAGCAUAUAUGAAAUUUUUGCAGUGAAAUAACAGCAGUGAAAAUAAACAAAUUGUUAUUUUUACCGAUGAAAAU